AUGGCUCGCCAUGUUCCGACGCCGACGACGGCGUCGACGUGCACCCCGGAGACGGAGCAAGGCAGGCACUUGUUUGAGGUCACCGGUUACAGCAAGCACAGGGGGAUGGGCCACGAAAAGUUCAUCAGGUCCGGCACCUUCUUCGUCGGAGGCCACCAGUGGUCCAUCCGCUUCUACCCGGAUGGGAGCAUCAAAGACAAAGAUUACAUCUCAGUUUAUCUCGAGCUCAUGAAGGAGAAGGAAGGCUCCAAGGUACGGGCAUCCUGCGACCUGAAGCUGGUCGACCUGACAACAGGGUUGUCGGCUUCAGUGCAUAGGACAGGGCCUAGAAUGUUUAACUCCGGUGAUGUCAGUAGGUUUGCUCGUCAGGAUGGCUUGUUCAAGAAACGAAGCGAAUUUGAGGCAUCGGUGUACCUUUGA
Miscanthus lutarioriparius is the source of this 420-nucleotide messenger RNA. The record is from the annotation of a GenBank genome assembly. NCBI's taxonomy places the organism in Eukaryota, Viridiplantae, Streptophyta, Magnoliopsida, Poales, Poaceae.